AUAUGCUUUAUAUGUCUGCGUUUGGUUUGUUGAGCAGAGUUGGUUCGUUUUAUUUUAUUUGUUCAGUUCAGUUAAUGUACAACAUUGAACAAUCGCGACUUAUAUCUGGUAUUUCUCAGAAAUAUUUAACUUAUCGUUGUCCUUUCUUGAACUCAAAUUAAUAAGGUUGAAUAUGCAUUAAAAAGUAUUCUCUCCUUUUUAAAAGUUAUCCAUAUGAGACGACAUCAGGACAUAAAGAUGACGAAUCGUACGCUCCAAGCCUUACAUUCCCGUCGACAAUUUUCGAUUAAUUAAGCCCCUGCAUUAAUUUAGUGAACAUUAACUUGAAAGCCAGGGCACGUGUCAGUGCUUUUUUUUGUUAUUAUUUCUCAGAAAUAGAAUAUUUUACACAGUUCUGGGAAUUAGAAAACGCUAAAUUCAAUUCCAUAUUUCUGAGAAAUAGAAAUAUCACCGUCGUGCUCAGUUACUAUUGGCGAGGGGUUGCACCGACCAGAAUGGUCUAAGAAAAGAAAGACAGAAAAUUAUUUGUGAUGGCACACCUCAUUAAAUGCUUUCAGAACACCUGUAUUGUUUGCAUGGAUAUACUUUCGUUAUUAUCAUCAUUCCUUCUGCUAAAUGAUACUCCAAGUUAGCAUUCCUAUAUGCUAACUUUUGUAUUUCCAUGCAUUUUCAUCAAACCAAUAUAUUUUUCAAUUCGAGCUGAAAAAAUUAGUUGCAGACGAAGAUCAUCGUCUGUCUCAUCACAUAUUGGCGACUUGGUUUUUGUCAGUACCCUCUCAAAACACCUGUAUUGUUUGCAUGGAUAUACUUUUGGUAUUAUUAUUAUUCCUUCUGCUAAAUGAUACUCCAAGUUAGCAUCCCUAUAUGCUAACGUUCGUAUUUCCCUGCAUUUUCAGCCACCAACAUAUUAUUACGUAUUCAUUGUUCAAGGCAAGCUGAAAAAAGCACAGUGGCAGAAUACCAUCGUCUCAUCACAUAUGCGGCUACUUUCGUUUCUGUUGGCCUUUUGAAGCUUGAACUGAUUACUUCAUUUGAAAUUAAAUUGUUGGAAAGUUUCGACUAUUGAUUGAGCCACCGACGAGCAGCAAUUAUAUCACUACACAAAUGAGUCAGAGAGAAUUCUCAUGGAAGAGACCAUCAAAAGGCGACAAAAACAAUAACAACGAUGACAAGAGAAACAGCGCCAGCGAUGCUAAGUAUAGUUGGACGAGUCACUAUAGGCAAAACAGCAGCAAGUCGUUUUCAGAAGCCAGUAAACCGGUGGCAGGUAAUGCGGAUGAUCUGGAAAACUCACAGACAUUGGGACCUUCAGGAUUCAGUUCCAGCCAAGGUUCUUCAGCUCGAUUGAAAACUGCUGGGGAAGGAGCGAUGAAGCGAGAAAGCAAGCCACCUCAAAAUCAAAAUGAAGCGUAUCUGCACGCCACUGGCCAAUAUCCUGGACGGAAAGAGCCCACAACUUCCCUUCAAAGCACCCCUCUAAAUGCAGGGACAACAGUGAAACCGACUGCCAGUGAUAGUCAUGCUGGCGCUACGGUAUCAACACCUGCGAUCAAUGCAUCUCAAGUCCCUCAGAACACAAACAAAACUUAUUUCCGAGAAGGCGCCACACCACUUACAAACGCCCAUAGUUCGAGUAGCCCCCAGAAGCAAGAAUCAGAUUUGACGAAACAAGUGAACACUAUAAUGGCAUCAAUGCAUUCCCAACAAGAAUUCCUUAAGCAGCAGCAUCAGCAACAGCAGAUGCUAAUUCAUCAGGCAAUGAUGAUGAAUCAAAGACCGCCAAAUUACCCCUCAAAUAUGAUAUCUCAGAAUCCAUGGCAACAAGUACCACCGUUUAAUCCAGGAAUGAUCAACCCGUUUGCUCCAAUCCAGUUGGCCACUAUACAGCAACAACAACAGAAAGAAGAACAAAUACUACUACAACAACAACAGCAGCAGCAUCAACAACAAUAUCAACUCCAGAUGCUCUUAAUGGCGCAGAAUGCAGCUACAGUCCAGGGCGCCAUGAACACGAACAUCAAUCCGAAUCCACCGAUGAUACCAAAUUAUGGGCAACCUGGAUUGCUACCUCUGCAACAGGGAAACAGUAUGCAUACUAAUAUAAUUCAGCCGCAAGCUGUCAGUCAACAACCACCCCUGGUUAAUUCUUCUGGUGUCAAUCCAAUUCAUUAUCAACAAAACAUUCAUGCAAACUCGUCAAAUGGAAACAUGGUUGUCCCAAACACAACAGACUUGUUCUAUCGGGAUUUGGAGGAACAGGGAAGAACCAGUUAUUACAGACUCAAAAUCGUUAAGGAUGAGGUUCGAACCCCAUUCUACUCAUUAGCAUGGGACAUACCUCUUCUGGUUCUGAGCAAAAGCGGAAUGGGAAAAAUUAGACAGUGGAACUUUUCGUUGCGCUGCAGGAAAGAAGUUUACUUGAAGGAAAUCACACUCGAUCAAAUGGAAAGAACUGAGUUCAAAUUAUCCCAAAUCUCAGCUCAUCAUCGCACAGAUGUUGUAGCUGUAGAUGCUUUACUUCAUGAGGGAUGUCUGAAUUGGAAAGAUACAAAUGGGAAAAAAGUUACUUUCGCUGUUGUGCAGGUUGAAUACAAUCCUCCAGCUAAUUCAGGAAAAGAGCAAAAAGUAGAAGUUUGUAUACAGUUUCAUUUAUCCAACGAAACUGUUUUUGAGAAAUAUAUUCAAGUCGUUAAAGUGCCUGAAGGAUUUGCCGGGCAGAGUUACGAACGAGAGUCCAUCGAAACUUACUCAGCUCCCCACAUGGGAGUAAAGAAGCGCAGGGUCGUGACUUCUGACUAUCGUAUGGACAACUGGACAAAAAAUUUAGAAGACAGGUACAAACUGCGUCCAGAUUGUUCCGAGCUCGGACCACCGGAUGUGCGAGAAAUGAGAAAAGAGUCUUACAAGGGUGAUAUGCACAGAGCUCUCUUCUUGGAGGAAAUGGCCCAGACAAGUGCCCUUGAUGACAUCUCGUUCCAAGCUAAUGUCGACUUUGUCACUGCAUAUCCGAACGGAGACAAUAAGUACAUCAAAGCCAACAAGAAGACUCUUUUUGCAAUUUGCAAAUGUCCGUUUACGGUAACUGAGAACUCCAUCAGAGGCGAAGCUCUGAAUGAUGUAGCUGCAUACGUAAUUCUGUCUCGCAGGGGGGACUGGGACAGGUCUGACGUCUCAAUCAACUGCAUUUCUGGCAAAAUUGUGAAUAGAUUCUUCCGAGCUGAGACAGAGACGUACUCUAUUUAUGACUUGAGAAGAGAGGUGCGGAAUUACUAUUUGGUUGCUCAACUGAACAAAGAAGAGAUCACUUCUCUCAGGUACGAAGAAGGACGCAGUGAAUACAUGUAUGUUGAGUUGCUCCUCAACAGAAAACUUUUCCUGCAUUGUCAUUAUUCCAUAGAUCAAAUUGCAGAUGUGUCCCCGUUGGUGCCUGACGCAUUCGAACUCAGUUACAGCCAGAAACCUCCAUGGUAUGUGCCUACGUUGGAUCUUCUGGAAGAGCACGAACAAAUUGCGUUGAUCAAUCAGAAUAAAGUUAACAUUAUGCAAUGCGAGCAAGACUGGAGGCGACAAUACAAAUGCAAGAAUGCAAGUUGUUUGAGGAGGACUCCCGCGGAGCACCAAAAAGUCCAAAAUUAUCAAAAUCAGUUCAGAGAGCGAUACUUUCUCUCGGAUUUGAACUACAAGCAACAAGAGGCCUGCGAAGCAUGUUGGUUCAAUGACACUACAAAGAGCAAGUCCUACCCGCCCAUACUUAUCAGUGGGCCAUUCGGCACUGGCAAAACAUACACGAUCGCUCAUGCCACUACUAAAAUAGUAAAAGACUUCUACUCUUGUAGAAUUCUUAUCUGCAUUGUGUCGAGAAACACAGGCAACGCGUAUCAUCGUCAGCUCGUUGAAUCCAAUCUCGGCGACAAAUGCAUUCGCCUGUUUUCAGAAGAUGACGAUUUGAGCUCGGUCGAUCGGGAUUUGCUGAAAUACUCCAACUGUUCUGGUGGAACGCUGCCGAAGUUCAGAGAUCCGAGAAGAGAAGAAAUCGAGAACAAAAAUGUAGUCAUAGUUACCUUGUCGGCUACGAUGCUUCUACAUAAGUUGAACUUUGAUGUGGAUCACUUCAGUCACGUGUUCAUAGACGAAGCUGCUCAGGUAGCCGAAUUCUUCCUAGUGCCUGUGUUAGCUUUUGCGUCGACCAGAAACAAGCUGUGCAUGACUGGUGAUGUGAUGCAAUUGAAUCCAUUUCUGUUCAGCAGAGCUCUAUCCGAUUCCUUCUGCCACUCAAUUGUGCAGAGGUUCUCCCAAAUGGUGUACAACAAACGCUGUGGGUUCCGAUUUGACCUGGACGUGAACUACAGAUCUCACGUGGAGAUCCUCAAGUUCGCCUAUGGACACUUCUACCAUAUGAUGUACAAUGACCAGAGCGAGACCAAAUCGGAACAAUCGAUUCCAGGAAUCAACCACCCCCUGCAGUUCUGGGGCGUGCCGGGGAGCAGAGUGAGUGUCCACCCGAAAGUGGCCUCUCCCUGCAACUGGGCAGAGGCGAACCAGGUCGCCUCACUGGUACGUAGUAUUCUGCUGGCCAAUGUAGAUGCCCCCUGGCUCAAGACACAGGGCAUAGGAAUCGUCACGUGCUACGAGGGCCAAGUGAAGGCUAUCCGAGAGUGUCUUUGGGAGGAAGAAUUGAGUUUGGAUUGUAGCGAUUCAUCAGUGGCAGUAGUGGACGUGGACUUAGUGAGGAACAUACAGGGAAGACAGUACAGACUACUCAUCCUCUCGCUAGUCACAGAUGUCAAAUCUGUCAUGGACACACUCACGGACAAUACAAAGAGACACAACGACCUUGGAUUCCUCGCAGACCCCAAAUUAGUGUGCACAGCACUCACGCGGGCCAUCUCGGCAGUCUAUGUGGUGGGGGACGCCACUGCCCUCUUACUCGCAUCCGAGACUGCACCCUGCUACCCUAUUUGGCAACAGUACGUCGAGCUCACAAUCCGAAAAAAAGCACUCUCAAAUGACAAUUACGAGCGACUGAACACACGAAUCAAUAAAAUGAGAGAGUUAGUUGAUCAGAUGCGAAAGGCGAGAGAGACAUCGUCUCGUCAGCCAAUGGGAGAGCAGCACAGUUUACUGAGGCAGCAGUCGGAAAUUGUGCACAAAAUGAACUCAAUGAGUUUCAAAUGAAAAACAAGAGAUAAUAGAAACUAUACGAGGCAAGACAACUCCCAUGACACGACUCAUCAAUUUAACUUGCCUUUGAUUUGAAAUUAGAAAAGACAUUAUCCUAUUAGAUUAAAAAUUAAAUUUUCUC
Molecule: messenger RNA, 5302 nt
Organism: Symsagittifera roscoffensis
Lineage: Eukaryota; Metazoa; Xenacoelomorpha; Acoela; Convolutidae
Product: probable helicase with zinc finger domain
Exons: 8
Coding region: 1105-5175 (1356 amino acids)
Biological process (GO): regulatory ncRNA-mediated post-transcriptional gene silencing
Cellular component (GO): P granule; cytosol
Molecular function (GO): helicase activity
Source: RefSeq, a predicted model, not a curated record